Molecule: messenger RNA, 1542 nt
Organism: Fonsecaea multimorphosa CBS 102226
Lineage: Eukaryota; Fungi; Ascomycota; Eurotiomycetes; Chaetothyriales; Herpotrichiellaceae
Exons: 1
Coding region: 1-1542 (513 amino acids)
Source: RefSeq, a predicted model, not a curated record
AUGGUUGAGCGGCCGACUAUUGUGAUCGCAGGGCUCGCCUGUGAGACUUCACUCUUCACACCUUCCAGGACGCUUUCGCCUGCCUUCCAGGCCAAACGCGGUCACGAAAUCAUCGAGAAAUAUCCCUUCAUCAACAAGGAUAGCCCCCUGGGAAAAACAGCAGAUUGGCGCGGAGCUCUGAUUGGCCAUGCGCUGCCAGGAGGGAUUGUAACGCGUGCCUCUUUCGAGGAGCUGGCUGGCGAGAUUAUAGACAGAUUGAGGGCGAUUAUUUCAUCAACCACGAUUCAUGGACUCUGGUAUGAUAUCCAUGGCGCCAUGUGCGUUGAAGGCUUGGAUGACUCUGAAGCAGAGCUCCUCCGUCGCAUCCGACAAGUCAUUGGUCAUACCGUGGUUGUCUCGGCGUCCAUGGAUUUGCAUGGCAAUGUAAGUCGCGCACUCGUGCACGAGACAGACCUUAUCACCUGUUACCGCACAGCACCGCACAUCGACGUGCGUGAGACCAAGGAGAGAGCUUGCCGCAACUUGGUCGAGCUAAUCACAAAAGCUCCAGCUGGAAGGAGGGCGAAUGGUAGUCCUGUGCUGCCCCUCAAAGCAUGGAUACCCAUUCCGGUCCUGCUUCCAGGCGAGCAGACCUCAACCCGCAUCGAGCCGGCGAAGCACAUCUAUGGUGCCGUUCCUGUUGCAGAGGCAAGGGGUGCUGUGAUUGACGCUGCAAUCUGGGUGGGAUAUCCCUGGGCUGACGAGCCACGAAACCGUGCGGUUGUCGUGGUAACGGGCUGGAAUGAAAAUUCUGUCAAGAAUGAAGCAGAGAAACUUGCGCGAUUGUUUUGGGAUGCGCACGAGGAUUUCGACUUUGUCGGCCCGACAGGAUCCUUCAACGAAUGCAUCGACGAGGCUGUAGAAUCGAAGAAGCGUCCGUUCUUCAUCAGUGACUCGGGAGACAACCCAACUGCUGGUGGAAGUGGCGAUAUGACCUGGGGCUUGAUGCACCUGCUGGCUCACUCCCAGUUCAAGCAGCCUUCUGGUCCGACGGUGGUCUACGCCAGUGUGCCCGGCGCCGAAGCAGUCCGCACAUGCGUUGAUGCAGGGAUAGGUGCAACUGUCACCGUGACUGCCGGCGCCGAGGUCGAUAAUAUCCAUUCAGGGCCAAUCACUCUGACGGGCCGAGUGCAUUCUAUCAAACAUGGAGACAGGAAUGCCCAAAUCGAGGUUGUUCUACAAGUGGGCAGUGUCUUUGCCAUCCUGACCGAACUCCGUAAGCCUUACCACCACGAGCAUGACUUCACGGAUCUCGAUCUCAAGCCUCGAGAAGCGGAUAUCGUCAUUGUGAAGAUCGGAUAUUUGGAACCAGAAUUACAUGACAUGGCUGCUGAUUGGAGACUUGCUCUCUCGCCUGGUGGUGUGGAUCAAGAUCUGAAGAGACUUGGGCAUACCCGCAUCCACAGACCCAUGCAUCCCUUUGACAACUUCGACAAAACACCAGACCUCUCGGCUCGAAUCAUUCCACCUUCACACGAACCCCUUUGUGGUCCAGACGAAUGA